AUGCCCGCCAGCAUGUUCAGCAUCGACAACAUCCUGGCCGCCCGGCCGCGCUGCAAGGACUCGGUGCUGCCGGUGGCGCCUAGCGCCGCGGCUCCCGUCGUCUUCCCGGCCCUGCACGGGGACUCGCUCUACGGCGCUGGCGGCGGCGCCUCCUCGGACUAUGGCGCCUUCUACCCGCGCCCCGUGGCCCCCGGUGGCGCAGGCCUCCCGGCCGCGGUCGGCGGCUCCCGCCUGGGCUACAGCAACUACUUCUACGGGCAGCUGCACGUGCAGGCGGCACCCGUGGGCCCGGCCUGCUGCGGGGCCGUGCCGCCGCUGGGCGCCCAGCAGUGCUCCUGCGUCCCGACGCCCCCAGGCUACGAGGGCCCCGGCUCGGUGCUGGUGUCCCCUGUGCCGCACCAGAUGCUGCCCUACAUGAACGUGGGCACCCUGUCGCGCACGGAGCUGCAGCUCCUCAACCAGCUGCACUGCCGGCGGAAGCGGCGACACCGCACCAUCUUCACCGACGAGCAGCUCGAAGCUCUGGAGAACCUCUUCCAGGAGACCAAAUACCCAGACGUGGGUACCCGCGAGCAGCUGGCCCGGAAGGUGCACCUCCGCGAGGAGAAAGUGGAGGUCUGGUUUAAAAAUCGUCGCGCCAAAUGGAGGCGGCAGAAGCGGUCCUCGUCGGAGGAGUCGGAAAACGCCGAGAAGUGGAACAAGACGUCGUCGAAGGCGUCGCCGGAGAAGAGGGAAGAGGAAGGUAAAAGCGAUUUGGACUCGGACAGCUGACGGCUGCGGGCCGGCCGUGGCCCUUGCCUAACUCGAAGGACUUGCACACCCAGACGAUGCUACUUUCUUGCACACGCGCUGCCUUGCGGGAGGGAGGUCGAGAAAGAGGAACGAGGAGCUGUAAAUA
Molecule: messenger RNA, 898 nt
Organism: Hippopotamus amphibius kiboko
Lineage: Eukaryota; Metazoa; Chordata; Mammalia; Artiodactyla; Hippopotamidae
Gene: GSC
Product: goosecoid homeobox
Exons: 3
Coding region: 1-771 (256 amino acids)
Biological process (GO): regulation of transcription by RNA polymerase II
Cellular component (GO): nucleus
Molecular function (GO): RNA polymerase II cis-regulatory region sequence-specific DNA binding; DNA-binding transcription factor activity, RNA polymerase II-specific
Source: RefSeq, a predicted model, not a curated record